Daphnia carinata is the source of this 2637-nucleotide messenger RNA. RefSeq names its product serpin B4-like. NCBI's taxonomy places the organism in Eukaryota, Metazoa, Arthropoda, Branchiopoda, Diplostraca, Daphniidae. The record is from RefSeq and is a predicted model, not a curated record. Gene Ontology annotation, molecular function: serine-type endopeptidase inhibitor activity. Bases 269 to 2443 code for a protein of 724 amino acids. The transcript has 8 exons.
CGUCGAAUUGUCUUUUUUUGUUUUGGGCUUUUAGAGGAAAUUCAACGUUGGAGUCGAUGGGCGAGGCUAACUUUUGAAGGCCAUGUACACGUUAAGGAUAGAUCAAAGCCAACUCAGUAGUCAAUCGUUUGUUGAGAACGAACCAGUGCUCGAUCGUUGUGAAUCGUGGUCAUACAUGUUUACCUGUCAAAAAUUUUUGUUUAAUUCACCAGAUUGAGACCCCCAACAAGCGAAACGAGCAGUGAUCUUCUUGAAGUUACAUUCAGCCAUGAAAAUCGUUGGAGCCACGCAAUUUUUGUGUUGCGUCAUUCUGACGCUUUAUUGUUCGAGGACGGGAAAAUCCCAGUUACUGGCGAUGAAUAAUGUUGCGGAAUCUUUGCAUCUGUUUACAAACGAAUUUUCUCAAAAUAUCGAACGCGGUGACAGAACCGCAAAUUUCGUUUUUUCCCCUGUGAGUCUUUUUGCGGCUAUGUCGCUGGCCUCGCUUGGAGCUAAAGGUGCAACAUUGAGCCAAAUUCAGCAAGUAUUGCGGUUGUCGACGGACGCCUUAACGAGGAAGGGCGGCAUGACUCGUAUCAUCGCAUCGAUGACGGCAGAGAGGAAUCAAGAUGCCGUGCUGGAUAUGGCGAAUCUCUUGUGGAUUCCACGUGGAUUAGUUAUAAAAGCAGAAUACGCAAGAUCAGUUCAAGACGUCUUUCAAACGCGAGUUCGAGACGCUGAUUUUAGCCGCCCGGAAGAAGUACGACAGGUGAUCAAUCAGCGAAUCGAAAAUAUUACUCGGGGUCAUAUUAUAGAUCUCUUUCCCAGAGGAUCGAUAACAAAGCAGACACAGCUGCUUCUGGCUAAUGCGUUUUACUUUAAAGGAGUUUGGCUUCACACUUUCAACAAAUCAGAUACUUACAGAGAACGAUUUUUUAUGGCAGAUGGACAAUCUGUCGUGGCACCAAUGAUGCAUGGUUCUGGUACGUUUCAAGCGGGGAUUCUUGACAAUGUUGGAACCAAAGCCAUAUUUAUGCCAUAUCAGGGCAAACGCUAUGGGUUGCUGUGCGUUUUACCUGACCGAAACAGAAAACUAAGUGACAUCGAGAGCUACAUGCUUAGUUCCGGUUAUACACCCACCACUAUGUUGAGAAGAAUGAUCCACCGAGACAUUAACAUUACCUUACCGAAAUUCAAAAUGAAAUUUGGCGCUGAAAUGUCUCAUGUCUUUAGAAAGAUGGGCAUCCGUAAUUUAUUCACACAUGAGGCGGACCUUUCUGGCAUGAGCUCCGAUUCAUCAAAGCUAAGAGUAUCUAGUAUAUACCAUCAAUCAACCCUUGAAGUGAAUGAGGGCGGAAGUGAAGCAAGCGCAACCACAGGCUUAGAAGUAAUUCCACUUAUGGGUGGCGCCGGUAUCUACGUCGGUCCUAUGGAAUUUCGAGCUGACAGACCGUUUUUAAUCUAUCUGAUUGAUCGAGAAAAUGACAAUAUUCCACUGAUAAUGGGCCGCGUUUCCAACCCGCUUCAAAACCAAACCCCCAAUUUAAAUCGGCACUACGAUUCUAACGACCCAUCGAUGGCAAAAGCCGAGCAAAGUGAACAAAAUACUUUCACCAAAACAGAUACCGGCCGCACAAAACAUAUUGCCGAAUGGUCUAGACCGGAGUUUAGACCUACUUUAAAACCCUUCCCAUCGGCGCAGUCUAUUGAAAAUGACGACCAAAUCGUUUAUCCGCAAAAACCAUCUUACAUUAAUUAUUUUAAAUCUGCUAAACAUUUCGCGAAUCGGUACUUUUCACAUUUCCCACGCGUCCCGGACAUGCAUACUGCCAUCGUAUUUCCCGACCAGGAUUUUGACGAGCGUCGGUGGAAGAGAGAACUUCGUAAUUUAACUGCCCUUCCAGAUGUUGUACCAACCGCGGCGCCGUCCACAUCCGAAAAUGAAGCCAUUAGUACACGCUUGAGAGAUCCUCUGUGGUUUAACAAGCCGACUUUACCAGAAGUGAUAAUUCCAAUCAACAGCCCGGAACCUGAUAGCAAACCACCGACUAGUUUUUAUAGGCCGGCCAAUAACGUUGCACCUUCUCCAGAAUCUUUCGGUGGGCCAGUUCUCCCCACAGUGACAAUGAAGCCGGAAGAAUUAACGCCUUUAACUGGGCAAAUGUCAAGCUCUGCAUUAACACCUAAUAUGUUUUUUGUACCAACUGUUGCUCCCAAGCCAUCUUUCGCUUUCGCGGCAGGCAACGUAAAUAACGCUUGGAAUCAAAACGAACAAAAUGUUGGUGGUGCGCCGGGUUUCGCUCCAUCAAACGGUGAUAUGACAUUAUUGAAUAAUCGGCCCGUUAUCCUCUCAGCUACAUGGUAUCCCGUUCAAACAAACCCUUACUUUCCAUAUCCUACGAGUUCGGCACCUGAAUUGCAAGCUAUCUUUUUCCCCGAAUAUCGUUUCUCAUCAGGAAAUUAAGACAAGAAUUUUAUUUUCAUGAAACAUUUGACUUGCACGUUUAUUUAAAUGAAUGCGGGCUUGAGAAGAACAAGACUAGUCAUUCAUCAUCGGUUUCGAUCCGGUGCAAGGACUUUGUUGUUUUUGAAUGGACAGUAUGACCAUCGGAGCUUAUGGACUUGGGGAUUUUGAAUUUUAAACGUUACCAUGGUUAU